This is a messenger RNA of Dictyostelium purpureum, 1854 nucleotides long. RefSeq lists its product as uncharacterized. Gene Ontology annotation, molecular function: fatty acid binding; FAD binding; acyl-CoA oxidase activity. Bases 1 to 1854 code for a protein of 617 amino acids. Gene Ontology annotation, cellular component: peroxisome. The transcript has 2 exons. Lineage: Eukaryota; Evosea; Eumycetozoa; Dictyosteliales; Dictyosteliaceae. Gene Ontology annotation, biological process: lipid homeostasis; fatty acid beta-oxidation using acyl-CoA oxidase. The record is from RefSeq and is a predicted model, not a curated record.
AUGAAAGAGAUUAAAAAUCAUUUAGAAGUUAACAAUAAUGAAAAGUCAAAUUCAUUAGAAAGUGAAUUAUUCAGACCAAUUCAAGAAAAUAUCAAUAUUCAAGACUUUAAAGUUUUAGUUGAUUCAGUCGAAGCACACAAAUACAAAGAUGCUGCAAGAGCAUUCAUCAGAACCAAUCCAAAGUUCAAAGAAAACUUUAUUGGUUUAGAUAUGUCAUCAUAUAGACAAUUGGUAUUAGAACAGUGUGAAGAAUUUGCAAAAAGUGGUCUUGUUCAUUUCACCGAUAUCAAACAAAACAUCUUUAGAUACGCUGGUAUAGUCGAAAUGUUAGCAUUAUUCAAUAAUAAUAUUUGUACAAAAUUAGGUGUUCAUUUUACAUUAUUUGGUGGUACAAUUAUGUUUUUAGGAACUGAAAGACAUCAGAAAUACAUUGAAGAUGCCAAUACCCUCAAAACUGUUGGUUGUUUCUCAAUGACUGAAAUUGGUCAUGGUUCAAAUGUUCGUGGUAUUGAAACCACUGCCCACUACGACCCAUCAACUAAAGAGUUUAUCAUCAAUUCACCAACCCCAACCUCACAAAAAUUCUGGAUCGGUGGUUCUUAUUUACAUGCUACCUAUACUACUGUCUUUGCCAAUCUCAUCAUCAAAGGUGUUAACCAUGGUGUUCAUGCUUUUGUCGUCACUCUCCGUGAUAAGAAUGGAAACGUUUUACCAAAAAUAACUAUCAAAGAUUGUGGCCAUAAAUUAGGUUUAAAUGGUAUUGAUAAUGGACAACUUAAAUUCGAUCAUGUUCGUAUUCCAAGAGAAAACCUCUUAAAUAAAUAUAGUGAUGUCACUGAAGAUGGUACCUACAAGAGUCAAUUCAGUUCACCAAUCAAAAACUUUGCUGCCACUAUGGCUCCAUUCAUUGCUGGUAGAAUGGCAAUCACCAAAGGUUGCAGUGGUGCAUUAAAGACCAGUCUUGCCAUUGCCAUCGAUUUCUCCUACGUCAGAAAACAAUUUGGUCCAACCCUCGAAAAUGAACAACCAUUAAUUACUCUUUCUUCCCAACAAAGACGUUUAAUGGCUCCAUUAGCAAGAACCAUUCUCUUUGAUCUCUAUGUUCAACGUCUCACUAGAGAACUUGCACAACCAAAGCAACCAAUCUCAAUUCAUGCUCACUGUUCUGGUAUUAAAGCCAUCUAUUCAUGGCAUUGUGUACAAAACCUCCAAGUUUGUAGAGAAGCUUGUGGUGGUCAAGGUUAUCGUUCUGCAAAUCGUAUUGCCGAAUUCAAAAAUGAUUGUGAUAUCAUUUGUACCUAUGAAGGUGAUAAUACAGUUUUAAUGCAACAAUUAGCCAAAUACCUUUUAGCUCUCCCAGAAUCAAAAGUUCAACAACCAACUAUUUAUUUAGAUGGUGAUGAUGCCAAAUCAUUACUCUUCAACUUUGAAAACAUCAAGAGACUCUUUGACCAAAGAGAACAAAUGAGAUUAAAAGAAUUAAAACAAAUCAUUUCAAACUCUAAAGAAUCAUCAUAUAAUGCUUUCAAUAAUGCUAUUCCAUGGUCUGUUAAAUUAGGUUAUGCUCAUAUGAACAAAAUCGUUUUUGACCAUGCUAUCACCACCCUCAAAGAAAAUAAUGUUAAACCAUUAGCUCAUUUAAUCAUGUUGGAUUCACUUGUCACCAUUGAAGAAGAUUUAGGUUGGUUUGUUACAAAUCAUUUAAUUUCAUCAAAUGUCGCUAAAGCCAUCCCAUUCUUAAUUCAAGAUCUUUGUUCAGAAGUUACUAAAGUUUCAAGACAAAUUCUUGAAUCAUUCGAUAUUCCAGAAAACUGUAAAGCUCCAUCAAAAGAUUUAAUCUCUGAUCUUUUUUAA